Orycteropus afer afer is the source of this 654-nucleotide messenger RNA. NCBI's taxonomy places the organism in Eukaryota, Metazoa, Chordata, Mammalia, Tubulidentata, Orycteropodidae. The record is from RefSeq and is a predicted model, not a curated record.
AUGACCAUGUGCGUGGUCGUGGUUACUACCCGGGCUGGGAACCCCCGGCUCUGCCAGCUGGAGCUGCCGGCCGGCUCUGGCCCGGGUGCCCGAAGCCUGGCUCCCCAGCCUGGCCCAGGAAGGCCGCGGGCCCCUCCCGGCGCGCCACCCCGCAGGCCUGCCCCUCGGCCAGCGAGCGCCCACCCUGCGCCCAUCCGGCUGCCCUCACCUCCCAGGCCCCUGGCCUCCCGGCUUCGGGUCCUGCUCGCGCCCAGGGCGCCUGGCCACGUCCUCCGCCUCUGCCGCGCGCCCCACCCUGCCGCCCGCGCUCGGCAGCGAGCCUGGCACGGUGCCAGGCUGCCUGGGAGCCCAGCCCUGGCGGGGAGAACUUUCCGGCGACGGGGCCCGUCAUCCUCACUUGGCACCACGGCCACCUCGGCAGGCUGCCGCAGCUGGGUGGUGCAGAAGUCCAACCCAGGAACGGGCACUUCCCAGGCAGCCCGGCUGCUGCAGGAUGGAGGCGGGUGGCCAGCGGCGGCCUUUUACCAGCUCCAGCUCGUUAAUCCUGAGUGCUCCUGGGAGCUGGGAGUCAAGUUCAUGUCCCCAAGGGCCGGGAAGCAGCAGGGGGCCGAGGGGCCGCUGUCCCCCAGCCUCCAGCCCCAACUUUCUGCAUAA